Varanus komodoensis (Komodo dragon) is the source of this 782-nucleotide messenger RNA. RefSeq names its product ribosomal protein L13 (gene RPL13). The record is from RefSeq and is a predicted model, not a curated record. Lineage: Eukaryota; Metazoa; Chordata; Lepidosauria; Squamata; Varanidae. Gene Ontology annotation, molecular function: structural constituent of ribosome; RNA binding. Bases 104 to 739 code for a protein of 211 amino acids. Gene Ontology annotation, cellular component: cytosolic large ribosomal subunit; ribosome. The transcript has 6 exons. Gene Ontology annotation, biological process: translation.
GGACCGGGUCACACUCUGCGACGCAGAUAUCCCAGGAUCCCGCGCGGCGCCUCUUUCUUUUUCCGGCCUGCCAUUUUCUUUCCGGGGAGGGACAUAGGCAGCCAUGGCGCCCAGCCGGAAUGGCAUGAUCUUGAAGCCCCAUUUCCACAAAGACUGGCAAAGACGAGUGGCGACCUGGUUCAACCAGCCUGCCCGGAAGAUCCGCAGGAGGAAGGCCCGUCAGGCCAAGGCUCGUCGUAUUGCUCCGCGUCCAGUAUCUGGACCCAUCAGGCCCAUCGUGAGGUGUCCCACUGUGCGGUACCAUACGAAAGUGCGGGCUGGUCGAGGAUUCAGCUUGGAGGAGCUGAGAAUGGCGGGCAUCCACAAGAAAUUUGCCCGGACGAUCGGGAUCUCCGUGGACCCCAGGCGGCGCAACCGGUCCACGGAAGCCCUGCAGGCCAACGUGCAGCGGCUGAAGGAGUAUCGCUCCAAGCUCAUCCUCUUCCCCAGGAAGCCGUCGACCCCCAAGAAGGGGGACAGUUCCGCGGAGGAGCUCAAGAUGGCCACGCAGCUCACUGGACCAGUUAUGCCCAUCAGGAAUGUCUACAAGAAGGAGAAGGCCCGAGUUAUUUCCGAGGAGGAGAAGAACUUCAAAGCCUUUGCCAGCUUGCGCAUGGCCCGCGCCAACGCUCGGCUCUUCGGCAUCCGGGCUAAGCGAGCCAAGGAGGCAGCAGAACAGGAUGUGGAAAAGAAGAAAUAAACUGUUUGUUCAGGGCCUCUCAGUAAAGGAGGGUAAAUUUGGA